UCCUCGCCACACCACGCCAGCCACCACUGCCGUCGCGUCAUCUCCAACUUCUUCUUCUUCCUUCCCCUCCGUCUCUCUUCUCUUCCCCCAUCGAGCCAGAGGGUAGCGGCUGCGGAGGCGGAGCCAUGGUCCCGUCCCUCUUCCUCCUCCUGCUCGUCGCCGGCGCCGCGGCGCAGGGCCACGACGACGCGGUGGCGCGGCGGACCAUGGAGGAGUUCGCCGGCUUCCCCGCCUCCGACGACGGCGAGGGAGACCGCCGCGCAUAUGCCUUGCGCGUCGACUCCGAAGGCCUCCAGCGCCAGAUUGAUGAACUGGCCUCGUUCUCUGACUCCCCGGCGCCGUCGGUGACGCGUGUGCUGUACAGCGACAAGGACGUGCAAGCUCGAAGGUACAUAAAAGGGAUAAUGAAAGAGCUUGGCCUUGCUGUUCGAGAAGAUGCCGUUGGUAACAUAUUUGGCCGCUGGGUGGGUCAUGAAGCGGAACUAGGAGCAGUUGCAACUGGUUCUCAUGUUGAUGCCAUUCCAUUUUCAGGCAAAUAUGAUGGUGUUGUUGGUGUUCUGGGUGCUCUUGAGGCAAUCAGUGUGCUAAAAAGGUCCGGUUUCCAGCCAAAAAGGUCUUUGGAGGUUAUUAUGUUUACAUCAGAGGAACCUACAAGAUUUGGAAUUAGCUGCUUGGGAAGCCGCUUGAUGGCAGGGAGUGAGGAACUAGCUCAAUCCCUAAAAAGGACAGUUGACAACCAGAAUUUAUCAUUCGUUGAUGCAGCUGACUCUGCUGGCUACAAGAUACAUCCAGAGGAUCUACAUGAUGUAUUUUUGAACCAAGAUACUUAUUUUGCUUUUGUAGAAUUGCACAUUGAACAGGGUCCCAUCUUGGAAAAAGAAGGCAUCCCAAUUGGCAUCGUUACUGCUAUUGCUGCUCCUGCAAGUAUUAAGGUGGAAUUUGAAGGGAAUGGGGGCCAUGCUGGAGCAGUGCUCAUGCCCGCAAGAAACGAUGCUGGAUUGGCGGCAGCUGAGCUGGCAUUAGCAGUUGAGAAACAUGUUCUGGAUUCAGGAUCAAUUGAUACAGUUGGCACUGUUGGUAUUCUGCAGCUACAUCCAGGGGCUAUCAAUAGCAUCCCAAGUAAAUCACACCUGGAAAUUGAUGUAAGAGAUAUCGAUGAGAAAAGAAGGAACGAUGUCAUUGAGAAGGUUCACCAAUCUGCAGUUGAGAUAUCAAAGAUCCGCAGAGUAGAGCUAUCAGAAUUCAAGAUCAUCAAUCAGGAUCCACCUGCUCUUUCUGACAAAGCAGUCAUUAACGCAAUGGAAUUUGCUGCAAAACAGUUGGGCCUACAAUACCAAUUGAUGAUCAGCAGAGCCUAUCACGAUUCACUCUUCAUGGCCAGAAUAUCACCAAUGGGUAUGAUCUUCAUACCCUGUUACAAAGGAUACAGCCACAAGCCGGAAGAGUAUGCGUCGCCGGAGGACAUGGCGAACGGAGUGAAGGUGCUAGCCUUGACUAUGGCGAAAUUAUCCCUCGAGUGACCACGGCAUGGGAGGAAUCAAGAGGGAAGUACCCAACGCCUGUGUUUCCUUGCCGAUAAUACGUUGUACAUCAGCUGCCUCGCCGUUGACGCAUCAGGCGGACAGAUUAAACCAUGAUUCCUUCUUCCGGAAUAAUAUUUGGAUGGGCGGGAAUUCCAGUGCUACUAUUUCAGCGAGGAAAUGCCAUCUGAUUUCAUCAUAAUGUCAUAUUUUUCUGUAACCACGGACAUCUCCUUUGCCAGUUCUUUCUCUUCGCCUUGCAAUGUCUUCCAAAGGUGACAAUAAAAACAUGUGUAUACAUUUGUAAAAGUAUGUGGAUAUCAAGAUAAAUUAUGAGCC
Messenger RNA from Brachypodium distachyon (stiff brome), 1859 nucleotides. RefSeq names its product probable ureidoglycolate hydrolase. The record is from RefSeq and is a predicted model, not a curated record. Lineage: Eukaryota; Viridiplantae; Streptophyta; Magnoliopsida; Poales; Poaceae. Gene Ontology annotation, molecular function: hydrolase activity, acting on carbon-nitrogen (but not peptide) bonds, in linear amidines. The transcript is spliced from 12 exons. Bases 126 to 1520 code for a protein of 464 amino acids.